ACCACCACUUACAUCGAGCUCAUCGUCGUCCUCGUCGUCCAGCAUGUCUUCCACCAUCCCCAUUAAUCAAAGCGACCCGACUGCCCCCACCCCCCAAAACACUCCUCUCACUCACGCUCCCAUCGCGGCGGGUCUUUCGCGACCCACCGUCCCCGAUAUUACUGAAGAUAACGAGGAGGAAGAACUCGCUGCUGUUGAGGACAUUCAACAAACUAUGCUCGGUCUCGUCCAGGGACGUCUUGCUGGUCUUGUUGGAAGGAGUUCUGGCUACAUUGAGAGCCUACCCACCGAGAUUAAGCUCAAUGUGGAGGCCCUCAAGGGCGUCCAUGUGAAGCAGGCCGAGCUGCAGAACCAGUACAAGCGUGAAUGUCUGGCCCUAGAGAAGAAGUAUGCGGAGCUGCACAAGCCUUUGUACGAACGACGAAAGGAGAUUAUUACUGGUGCCUCCAAGCCUACCCCUGAGGAGAUUGAGGCCGGUGAGAAAGUCUCAGCAAAGGAAGACGAGGAAUUCACUCCCCCGUCGAAGGAGGGCAAAGAGCCUAGCGCCGACGGUAUUCCUGAGUUUUGGCUCACUGCUCUCCGCAACCAUAUUGUGCUCAACGAGAUCAUCACGGAUCGCGAUGCUGCCGCGUUGAAGCAUCUCGUUGACGUACGGAUUGACUACCUUCCACCAACCGAUCCCAAGCCCGGGUUCAAGCUUUCAUUCCACUUCACCCCUAACGAGUUCUUCGAGAACGAGGUCCUUGAGAAGACUUACUUGUAUCAGGAGGAAGUUGGUUACGGCGGUGACUUUGUGUACGAUCGUGCCAUCGGAACGGAGAUUAAGUGGAAGGAGGACAAGGAUCUCACUAAGGAGUUCGAGAUCAAGAAGCAGCGCAACAAAAAUACGAACCGCACGCGUCUCGUCCGCAAGGCGCGUCCUGCCGAGUCGUUCUUCAACUUCUUCGCACCCCCCUUGCCACCCAGCGAGGAGGCUGUUGAGAGCGGUGACCUCGACGAGGAGGAGCUUGAGGAAAUCGACGAGAAGCUUGAACUCGACUAUCAGAUUGGCGAAGAUAUCAAGGAAAAGAUCAUUCCCCAUGCUGUCGACUGGUUUACUGGUAAGGCCCUGGAAUUCGAGGACCUCGAUGAGGAUGAGGAUGACUUCGAGGAUCUUGAUGACGAAGAUGACGAGGAUGCUUUUGAUGAAGAGGUAUGAGAGCGAAUCCGAUGAGGACAUUCCUGCACGACGCCGAGGACCACCUAAAGGUCGCGGUGCCGGUGCAUCGACGAAUGUUAACCCGGAGGAAUGCAAACAGCAAUAAACUGUGCGGCCGCGCAAGGGUUUUCCGAUCGCCGUUCUUAAAUGGUUCCAUUCACUUCCUCUGUUGGCUCGCUUCUUGGUCUCGACUUACUGACGACUCUAAAAAUCACGCACAAUAACUGUUCAUCCUCAUCUGACGCCUCUAUGAUUUUUUCUCACAAAUGUGUUGUGCGAUCAUCCAUUCCCAUCGCAAAGCCUUCCUCUCCUUAUUGCUUUCAGUUUCCCCCUUUUUCCAUCUCAUAUUUCAUCAUUCGUCUCAUGCUCUUGGUUGAUUACCCUCACGUUCGGUAAUAGAUACGGGUGAUCUCACCUAGACUCGUAGAACUUGUUCUAUGUUGUUGUGUGGUGGAGAGCUUUCGUACAUCUUAUUAUUUUGGAGGGUAAUUGAAGGUAGUCUAGCGUAGCAUACCAAAUCAUCAAUAACAACGAUAGUACUUUGUUGAUCGUUGAUCUUCCGUGAGGCGCCGUACAAAAGCAUAGCGGUAGUGUAGUAAACAAAACUCCAAGGAAUGGUUAACGAUGCAUAUACUAGUCGAUUAG
Messenger RNA from Somion occarium, 1843 nucleotides. The record is from the annotation of a GenBank genome assembly. NCBI's taxonomy places the organism in Eukaryota, Fungi, Basidiomycota, Agaricomycetes, Polyporales, Cerrenaceae.